AUGCAGACAUCAUGUGCAAUAAGCCAGGAGGAUCGGCAACACAUGCGGCAUGCUCUGGAGCUAGCUGCAAGGGGCCUAGGGAAGACACACCCGAACCCUGCUGUAGGAUGCGUGAUCCUCAAAGACGGUAAGGUGAUUGGUGAGGGCUUCCACCCCCAGGCAGGCGAGCCGCACGCCGAGGUGUAUGCGUUGCGAGCUGCCGGGCAAGCUGCGGCAGGAGCCACGGCGUACGUGACCCUGGAGCCAUGCAACCAUUUUGGUCGGACUCCUCCGUGCAGCAGCGCCCUCGUUGCCGCCGGUGUCAAGCGGGUUGUCAUUGGGGUGGGAGACCCGAAUCCUCUUGUGGGUGGCGCUGGGAUCAAGACGCUGCAGGCGGCAGGAAUUGAGGCUGAGCUGGUGGGCGGAGCAGAAGAGGAGAAUGCUUACAGCUUGAAUCUGGACUUCAUGGAGCAGAUGAAGGCGCAGGGGACAGUAGGCAAAUGA
This is a messenger RNA of Coccomyxa subellipsoidea C-169, 483 nucleotides long. RefSeq lists its product as hypothetical. The transcript is spliced from 3 exons. Gene Ontology annotation, biological process: riboflavin biosynthetic process. Bases 1 to 483 code for a protein of 160 amino acids. The record is from RefSeq and is a predicted model, not a curated record. Lineage: Eukaryota; Viridiplantae; Chlorophyta; Trebouxiophyceae; Coccomyxaceae. Gene Ontology annotation, molecular function: zinc ion binding; diaminohydroxyphosphoribosylaminopyrimidine deaminase activity.